Nymphaea colorata (pocket water lily) is the source of this 1056-nucleotide messenger RNA. RefSeq names its product cysteine-rich receptor-like protein kinase 3. Bases 1 to 1056 code for a protein of 351 amino acids. The record is from RefSeq and is a predicted model, not a curated record. Gene Ontology annotation, molecular function: ATP binding; protein kinase activity. Gene Ontology annotation, biological process: protein phosphorylation. NCBI's taxonomy places the organism in Eukaryota, Viridiplantae, Streptophyta, Magnoliopsida, Nymphaeales, Nymphaeaceae. The transcript has 6 exons.
AUGGUUUCUGUGCCGCUUUCCAUUCUGGGCGUUUCUGUACUUGGAGCUUCAUGCUUUGCAGCAAAAAAUGUCAAAGAGAAACGAAAAGAAAAGCACAAUGGGGGGCCGAGUGCAUCUGCCAAUGAAUCUAUACCUAACUUUGAGUAUGAAGAACUUGAAAGUGCCACCAAUUACUUUGAUCAGUCCAAUAAACUGGGCCUAGGAGAAUCAGGAUCUGCAUACAAGGCUGUACUAUCAGAUGGGACGACUGUAGCCAUAAAGCGACUAUCUAACAAUCCAAUGCAAUCAAUGGAUGCAGUCUUGAAAGAUGUCGAUUUGAUCAGUGGCAUUCAACAUCCAAAUCUUGUCCAAUUGCUGGGUUACAGUAUUAAAGGCUCAGAAAUUCUCCUUGUUUAUGAAUAUGUUCCCAACGAAAGCCUUGAUCAUUUCCUAGGUAUUGCCAACAAACCAAUACUAAGUUGGGAUAUGAGGAAAAAUAUCAUCGUGGGAACUGCAAAAGGUUUGGCUUAUCUUCAUCAGGAAUCAAUCAUACAUGGAGACAUUAAACAGAGGAACAUACUUCUUGAUGAGAACUUCACAGCGAAAGUUGCAGAUUUUGGUCUUGCUAGAUUCUUCCAAGAAGGUGGCACUCGUGUUGGUACUGCUGAUGGCAGAAAUCUGGGAUACCUGGCCCCAGAGCGUCAUAUCCGUGGAAAUUCAACAGAAAAGGCAGACAUUUACAGCUUUGGGAUGCUUAUAAUUGAUAUAGUAACUGGGAAAGGAACCGCUCCUUUCCUUCGGAACGUCGGGUGUUCUCUGCAGACGUUCAUAACUAAAGGUGAGCUUUCUUGUCAGAUUUGGAGCUUUUAUCUGUCGGACAAUCUAGCUGAAUGCGUGGAUCCAAAGCUAAGGGGAAAGUUUCCGAAACGGGAUGCACUUCGUGUGCUUAACAUUGGACUUGUUUGUGCUCAAGCAUCAGAUGAACUCCGUCCACCAAUGUCCAAAGUAGUGAAGAUGCUUACUGAUGGAAAUUGCGCCAUCCCUCCCCCACCGCAUCCAGCUCCAUUUGAUCUCUGA